This is a messenger RNA of Osmia bicornis bicornis, 3764 nucleotides long. Its product is annotated as bromodomain-containing protein 4-like. The transcript is spliced from 3 exons. The record is from RefSeq and is a predicted model, not a curated record. The coding region runs from base 385 to 3504 and encodes 1039 amino acids. NCBI's taxonomy places the organism in Eukaryota, Metazoa, Arthropoda, Insecta, Hymenoptera, Megachilidae.
AUUUUUUAUUCUCAUCUCGGAUCACGUCUGUAUGUCCUGCACGCUAUUGCUUUAACGCUGUCUUGCGCUAGCCGCGAAGUGUACGUAUGUAGCCAGCAGUCAGAGAAAGGUGCCCCACCGUAUUCAAUAUUAGAGAGGAGCUUCUUGAAGAGUCCAGUGGUGGUGGCAUCAGGUAGGGAGAAACGGGCCUCUGGGCCCAAUCUGUCCUCAGUUCCCAUACGAAGCUCCAUUCAAUAUCGUUCAGUACAUGCCCGGUCCUAAGGAUAACAUGUUGCCUAUCGCGAGUUAGCCGCUAUUUGAUUAAGUUGACACGUGAAAUCGGUGAAGUGUGACUUGUACGUUCGAGGGCUCCGUCGACUGAUCAAUUUCGGGCACGCGCCUACCAUGCGGUUCAUCGAGCUGAUUCUCGUAGCGGCGGCGAUUCUCGUCGUUGCGACCUUUGCCAAAGAUGAGUCCUCGAAAAGCCGCGACAAGAGACAACAGGUGGCGUUUUAUCCGAGGAGAGGAGGUAGACCGCCACCCUACGCGGUCCAAAUGGAGCCGAUCGUUCAGUACUCCCAGAGAGACCCUCUUUACAAUCCUCUGGCCAGCUCCAAGAGCGACGAUCACUAUGAGGAGGCUCCAUUGAAUUACUACCCGACUGAACCAGAGCCGAUAAUCGAAAUCAUCAUCAAGGAAUCCAACGAGUCUUUGCCAACACCUGUGCCACCACCUCCUCCUCCACCUCCUAAACCCACGAAAGAACCCAUACAGGUGUUCUAUGUCAAGUAUGAGAAAAAGAAAGGCUACGGAGAUAAGCCUCGAGUCGUUUACGACCCACCGGUGCCCGCGCUAACACCUGUCGAGGAACACGAGGAGAUCAAACCGGAUAACCCGGCGCCUUACCCGGAAGAACCUGUUCAUACACCAACACCGGCUCCUUCAGAACCUUCCACGACUUUAAGAGCCAUCAUUCGACCAGACAGCGAGGUUUAUCACUCUGGUUCUAGCGGUAUCCGCGUUACAUUCGGCACGGAACAGGUGCCGCCGAACAAUCACAACAAACGCAGCGACCUGGAGACACCACCUGUCCAACAACAAUCCAAGCCACCCACCAGCGCUCCAGGAUCUCCGAAAAGGCAACACGGUCCCUAUCAACCGAUUCAACCCGUGCAUCAAAGGUUACCACCCGCGUUUCCGCAGCAGAGGAUCGCAAAUUCAUUUCCACAACCGCAAACGCUUCAUCAACCGCCACAGCAACAGCCGCCGUUGAAUUUCUUGCAACAGCAACAGCCGCCAUUCCAGUCUCCAGCUCAGCAGAGAAACCCGUUGCAAAGACCUCAACGACUGCCUAUAACGAUCCAAGGCUUGCCGGAAGUGCAGCAACGAGCGCCGUUCAACAACUUCCCUAACCCAGCCCCCUCUCACCGCGUCAAUAUCAAUCAUCCGCAGCAACCAGGUUUCCCUCCUGCGUUGUCGGUCUCCCAUCAGAACGUGCAGAUACAGAAUCAGCCUUUAAAUCAGGGAAAUCACUUCAACGUGGAACAACAACCGCAGCAACAGCAACCUAUACCUCCUUAUAAACAACACGAGUUGGAGAAACAGAGGUACCACGAGCAACGUCGUCAACAAGAGCUGCUGAAGCAACGCGAACAUCAAAGACAGCACGAACAGCAGAGGCUUCAGGAGCAUCAGAGAUUCUUGGAACAGCAGAGACAGACGGAACAGCAGAGGCACAUAGAGCAACAGAGGCUGUUGGAACAGCAGAGACAACAAGAUCAUCAGAGAAUUCAGGAACAGCAGAGAUUGCAGGAGCAGCAGAGACUGCAAGAGCAACAGCGAUUGCAGGAACAGCAGAGGUUGCUGGAGCAACGUAGGAGAAAGCAAGAGCAAGAGCAUAAACUGUUGCAAGAACAACAGUAUCGUUCACAGUUGAAGUAUAAUCAAGCGCAGUCGGUGCAAGGUAUACCGCAGAUCCCUGUGCAACCUCAGCUUCCAAAGCCUGAAGGAGAAAUUUUCAAAGCUGUUCCAAAACUUGAACAGCACUAUGCGAUUCGAGAGAAUCCACUCCAUCCUGGUCCUUUCCCGCCUAAUCCUUCUCAUCAGUCGACAGGAUUCUCGGAACCAACACGGAAUCAGUACGAUUCCAUUCAGCAAUUAACUACAUCCGCAGAGAAUCAUCAGUUUCUAAGAACUCCGCCGAGUGAAUUUCUAAACGAUCAUCAGCAGCAUCUAAACACGAAACAACAAAUCAUUCAAAAUCAACAGCAAGGAUUUUAUUCUCAAAAUACCCAAACCCCUCAACAUCAACAAGUACAACAACGAUUCCCGCCAUCCUCCCAGCGAUCAUCCAUCUGGGGACGUCCAUCAUUCUCCGGGAAUAAUCCAUCCCAAAAGAUUUACGCUACCCCAGUCACCCCUACGGAAGACUAUAACGCAAUCUCCACGAUCAGACCGUUCAUUUCGAGUACUUCGACUACUACCACCACUACGACAACUACAACCACGACUACGGAAGCGCCGACAACUGCCCCCCCAAAGAACGAAGCAAAGAUCAAGGAGAACAUCGCUAAUUUGCCGGAUGAAGUGCCAGAUGAUAUCAGGGAGCAGCUGCUGAGUUCCGGUAUUUUGGGUAACGCCGACAUACAGAUACUGGAUUACGACAAGGUCGGCGACAUACCGAUAGAGAAACUACCGCCUGAGGCACUGGCUAAUUUCUACGGCGCCGGAGGUGGUUCCGCGGUCGCAGCCAGCGAACCGGUCCCCUCGAUCAUCAAGAAGCCCAAAACGGCUGAGAGUUUAUCUUCCUCAUCCGCUUCCUCGUCCACCUCUUCUUCGUCUUCCACCUCUUCGGCAGUUUCGGGGAACAAGCCGGCUGCCGGUAGCACCACUCAGAUCGAGCAGGCCACCUUGCGGCCCGGCGGCGUGGAGAUGAAAGUAGUACGCUUCGAUCCGAAUACGGAGCAAGGCCAGGCGAUCGCUGAUCAGCACAUACGCGACGAUGCUACCAGGUUGAAUCCCGUAACCGUGGGAGCCAGGGACGAGUCCCAGUACAAUCGUUAUCUACCGCUCAAAGUGAGCGGCGCUUCCUUCCCUAUCCCGGACGUACCUCAGUUGAACGGUCGAAAAAUUUCCAGCGUGGUCGUGCUGGCGCCGGUUGAUUAUAACUUUCAAGAAGAGAAGGAGAUCGAGUCGAGGCAGGGCAGGAGGGUCAGCGAUGUACAGGCGGUCAAGUUUCUCGCCGGUGACACGUUGAAGCAGCUGGUGAAAAAACCAUCCGCGGAGAACUACAAGAAGUGGCUGGAACAGGAGAGCCGUACCGAGCCGCAGAAACAGUCGGUGGUGUUGUUGGUAACCAUGCCAAAGGACGCGAAGCAAGGUGAAAAAGAGAUCUUCAUGUACGACGUGGUCUCACAAACUGUGAGCAAACUGGCUGGAGAUCUGUCCACCGCCUUUGUGGACGCAGCCGAAAGCAAUUCUGAUAAUACCGAUUCCUUCAAUGAUUCUAGUUUCUCAGCGCAGUAAUCUGUGUUAGGAUGGGGUCACUGCUAUGAUCUAUCAUAGCACUUACGGUUUGAAUUUAAUAAGGAACGAAAGAUGAAACAGGCUUAGUGUGCCAAGUCCAUGAAAAACAUAUAAAACUUGAUGUUACUUGUACAUGUUAUCUUAAUGUUACAACGAAACCGGAAGAAGGUUUCAGAGAGGUAGAGGACAUAAAAGUAUACGUGUAGAUACGUGCAUUAUGUAUUAUUAUGUAUAUAUUGAUUUUCUACUCUUUUUUUAUA